AUGGUCCGAGAGUACACCAAAGACACCACAGCCGACGAGCUCGUCAAAGACCUCGCCGGCGAAAUCGCCAACAAGGUCGUUCUCGUCACCGGCGUCUCCCAGGGCACCCUCGGCGGCAUCUUCCUCGAAUACAUUGUCAAAGCGAACCCAUCCCGCCUCAUCCUCGCCGGACGCACCUUGAGCAAAACCCAGCAGACGGCAGAUGCCCUCAAAGCAGCGCACCCGAAUAUCGACAUCCGCACGCUGCAAGUUGAUCUUUCCUCGUUGGCUGACGUGCGCGAGGCUGCUGCCAAGGUGAACUCGUGGGAGGAUGUUCCGCAUAUUGAUGUGUUGGUGAACAAUGCGGGCAUCAUGGCGAUUCCGUACCAGGUGACGGUUGAUGGGUUUGAGAUGCAGUUUGGGAGCAACCACCUGGGACCAUUCCUCUUUACCAACCUCAUCAUGGAUAAGAUUCUGGCUUCCAAGGCGCCACGCAUUGUCAAUGUUUCUAGCAGUGGACAUCGUCUCAACCCGAUUCGCUUCUUUGACUACAACUUCGGAGACGGCGAAACGUACAACAGAUGGCAGGCCUACGGCCAGUCCAAGACAGCCAACAUGCUCAUGGCCGUCUCUCUGGCGGAAAAGCUGGGCUCCCGUGGUCUUACGGCGUUUAGUCUCCAUCCGGGUACGAUCAUGACGCAUCUCGGCGAGCACAUUGACUUUUCAGUCGAGUUUGCGACAUUGGCUGCUGCCGAUAGACUUCUGGGAAACGCCGAGGGAUGGCUUACUGAGUUUGACUUCAAGACGCCGGAUAGGGGCGUGGCAACGCACAUUUACGCGGCGUUUGAGCCCAGUCUCAAGGAAGUCAAUGGUGUAUACCUGGAGGACGCACAUGUUGCCGAUCCGUUUGUGCAGACGGUCAAGCCAUGGGGCACGAGUAAAGUCGAGGCUGAGCGCCUGUGGAAGUUGAGCGAGAAGCUGGUUGGACAGGAGUUUUCUUUUUAA
Trichoderma reesei QM6a is the source of this 984-nucleotide messenger RNA. RefSeq lists its product as uncharacterized. NCBI's taxonomy places the organism in Eukaryota, Fungi, Ascomycota, Sordariomycetes, Hypocreales, Hypocreaceae. Bases 1 to 984 code for a protein of 327 amino acids. The record is from RefSeq and is a predicted model, not a curated record. The transcript is spliced from 4 exons.